AUGGCGUGGCAACCGCAACAGGAAGGGCUACAACAGUUGUCUGAAUUAUUGAAGGAUUCGCUGAGUGGAAAUCAGAGAGAAAAGCAGAAGCAAGCGGAGCAGACUCUACAGCAAGCGGCGAACUCACCCGACUAUUCUUACUACCUGACUUACAUCUUUUACAACCCUGAAAUCGGAAGUACUUUCCUUGUUCGAUAUGCUGCUGCUAUUCAGCUCAAGAACCACAUCAAGCUAAAUUACAAAUCUAUACCAAAGGACCAGCUUGCCUUUGUGAAACAAUACACGUUGCAAACUCUGCGCGAUGCAAAUCCACAGCUGCGCAGUUUUGCUGGAACGAUAAUCACUGAGAUUGUGCAGCAGGGUGGCAUACUACAAUGGCCUGAGGUGUUACAAGAUCUGAUCUCACUAGUCGAAAGCACAGCUAGCGAUGUGACCCCUGAUGUGCAGGAGGCAGCCAUGUCUGCUCUGGCAAAAGUCUGCGAAGAUAAUCGCAAGUUGCUUGACAAGGAAUAUUCGGGACAGAGACCAACCACAGUCAUUAUUCCAAAGAUGCUCGAUUUUGCUGGACAUAAUCACCCAAAGAUUCGUGUGUUGGCCGUGCAAACCUUGAGGGCGUUCAUUCUACAGAAGAGUCAGAUCCUUUUCGAUCAUCUGGACGUAUACCUACAGAAAAUAUUUCAGCUUGCAACAGAUGAAGAUGUGGGUGUAAGACGCACAGUUUGUCAAAGUCUUGUACAGCUUGUUGAGAUGCGCCCGGAUAUGCUCGCACCUCACAUGGAGGGUCUAGUCAACUACAUCCUGAUGCAGCAGCAACAAAGUGCUGGCAAUCCAGAACUAGCUCUUGACGCUGCCGAGUUCUGGCUUAGUGUUGGCGAGGAGACAGAGCUUAGAGACCUAAUGGGACCAUACCUUGAAAGAACAAUUCCGAUCCUGCUCGCCGGCAUGGUAUACGGUGAAGAGGACAUAUUGAGACUAGGUGGUGACGAACAAAAUGCCGAUGUCGACGAUCGAGCCGAGGACAUCAAACCACAAUUCGCACAAACGAAAGCUGGUCGAGGGGCACUGGCACAGACUAACGGUGAGAACGGCACACAUCCGAAUCAAGCUCAAAAGGAGAAGCAAGAUAUGAGCGAUGGCGAGAUCGAAGACGACGAGGACGAAGAUGACGACUGGGAUGAAGAUGGAAAUCCCGAGGAGGCCUGGAGUCUACGCAAGUGUUCUGCAGCCGCACUAGACGUCUUUGCAGUACAUUACCACGGAGAUGUGUUCAACAUCAUCCUACCAUAUCUGAGAGAAAAUCUGUCACAUGCGCUCUGGCCGAAGCGAGAGGCAGCAGUACUAGCACUCGGCGCUAUAGCCGAAGGGUGUCUACCUGUGGUAGCACCUCAUUUACCAGAGCUCGUACCCUUCCUCAUCAAUCUGCUUUCAGAUGAAGAACCAGUCGUACGUGUCAUCACAUGCUGGUGCCUAUCGAGGUACUCGGAAUGGGCUGCAGAAUUGCCGGAUCCAGCAGAUGUCCAGAAAUAUUUCGAACCUAUGAUGGACGGCCUGCUUCAACGGAUGUUGGACAAGAACAAGAAAGUCCAGGAAGCAGGCGCAUCUUCGUUUGCUAGCCUAGAGGAGAAGGCGGGCGCUCGUUUGAAGCCUUACGUCGAGCCGAUAUUACGACAGUUUGUCCUCUGCUUCGAACGCUACAAGGACAAGAACAUGUACAUACUGUAUGACUGCUUGCAGACACUGGCCGACAGUGUACAUUCCGAAAUGGCCAAACCUGAACUUGUCGACCUUCUUAUGCCGGUACUGAUCAAUCGUUGGAACAAAAUUGACGAUCAGUCACGGGAGAUGUUCCCCUUACUGGGCUGCCUCAGCUAUAUUGCUAUAGCUUACGGACCUAACUUUUCACAGUUUGCGGAUCCGAUCUUUGACCGAUGCAUGAAGAUGAUAUAUGAUUGUUUACAGCAACACAUGUCAUUCACCACAGGCGCAACGGUUGACAAACCGGACAAAGACUUUGUGGUUUCAGCUCUUGACCUCCUUUCGGCUGUGAUUCAAGCGAUCGACACCUCGAAAUCGGGUCUGCUGGUUACCAAUGCUCAACCGCCUUUCUACGACUUGCUGUCCUUCUGCAUGGAGGAUCCUACAGACGAUGUCCGCCAAUCAGCUUAUGCGCUGCUUGGUGAUAGCGCGAUUAUGCUUUUCAACACACUAGAGCCUCAGCUGCCGAAACUCAUGCCUAUAUUGAUACGUCAACUUGACCUGAAUCGAAUUAGAGACGAAGAUUCGGACAACGCCUUCAAUGUGGUGAUCAAUGUUUGCUGGUCUGCAGGCGAAGUCGUGGCUCGAGCAGGACCAAAGUUCCAACCUUUCAUCGAGCCCCUCUACCAAGGCCUAAUUGAGAUUGUGAAGAACGAAGAAGUGCCAGAUGGCGCCAACGAGAAUGCCGCAAUCACCCUUGGUCGCAUGGGUCUAGCUUGCCCGGAUCAAAUGGCUGCACACUUGCCUGAAGUUGCGGGGCCUUUCCUGGACAGUAUGAGUAAAGUGGCAAGCACGGAGGAAAAAGCUAGCGCGUUCUUAGGAUUUAACAACAUGAUCCAGAGAAACCCGAAGGCUAUGGAGGGUUCCCUGACCGAAUACUUCACAGCCAUUGCACAAUUUCCCUAUAAGCAGCAAGACAGCGAAUAUGCCGCAGUCAAGCAGAGUUUCGGCCUGGUCAUACAGGGAUACAACCAGCUCAUCCCUGACUUUGGCUCAUUUGUUGCAAGGCUGGCACCAAAUGUUCAGCAAAAGUUGAGACAUGCAUAUUCUUUAUGA
Messenger RNA from Lithohypha guttulata, 2811 nucleotides. RefSeq lists its product as uncharacterized. The record is from RefSeq and is a predicted model, not a curated record. NCBI's taxonomy places the organism in Eukaryota, Fungi, Ascomycota, Eurotiomycetes, Chaetothyriales, Trichomeriaceae. Gene Ontology annotation, cellular component: nucleus; cytoplasm. Gene Ontology annotation, molecular function: small GTPase binding; nuclear import signal receptor activity. The transcript is spliced from 2 exons. The coding region runs from base 1 to 2811 and encodes 936 amino acids. Gene Ontology annotation, biological process: protein import into nucleus.